GUCGCCAUGCCUCGGACGUGUGUGUUGUCGUCGCCGUGGUCGUGGUCGCGGUCGUUGUUGUUGUUGUUGUUAUUGUCGUCGUGCGCCGGCUGCGCGCGUGCCGCCGUAGCCGCCGCGGCCACCGCAGCGUCGCCGCAGCCGUCGUUCCGGUCGGCCAACCUGACGGCGGCCGGUCUGCUGGCCGCCACCAAGUAUGGCAAAACCGUGUUGGCCGGCGACGAGAUUACCGUGGCCGCCCAGGAGUACGCCGACUGCUUGGUGUUCCGCGUGCAGGCCCGGACCCGCGGUUACGUGGCUCUGGGGUUCGUGGAUCCGACCGCCCCGUCGGUGGACGUGCUGCUGGCGUGGGUCGACGACGACACCGGAACCGGACACGUAAUGGAUAUGCAUGGCAAAACUGAAACAGGUCUAACACCGGAAAAGGAUGUCAGCCAGGACUACGAACUACUGGCUUCCUUCCAAAAUGGCUCUCAUAUAUCCGUCGUCUUCCGAAGGGCUUGGGACACCUGUGACGCACACGACGAUGUGGUGUUUGGGAACGACACGAUGCGUAUGUUUUGGACAAUGAGUGAUCGAGAUCCGAUCGAUAGACAAUACACUGAUGCAUUGAAAUUGGGUAGCUCAUGGAAGGGCACUCAAAGUUUCCAUCCAAGAGGCCCAAAAUUCAAACCAAACACGGAUGACUACAAAAAAUGGGACAUCACCAUGGAUAACUUACGUAUUAAAGACGACGUUGACACUUUGUACUGGUGCAAAAUUUUCAAAGCUCCGAUCUUUAAGAAAAAUCAUAUUGUUGGGUUUGUGCCUUUGCUGAACGACGACACACGACGUCUUGUCCACCAUAUGAUCGUUUAUGAGUGCUACGGUGGUUCGAACAUAAUGGAAAAGUAUGUGACGUUAAAAGGCGCCCAGUGUUACGGCCAGGGUAUGCCAGAAGACUGGAACAAGUGCGUAUCGCCGGUGGUCACAUGGGCAAUGGGCUCAGACGGACAGUUUUUGCCGGAUCACAUUGGCGUGCCGAUUGGUGGUCGUGAAAUGUACUACAUGUUGGAAGUGCACUACGAUAAUCCCACGCUGAAAAAAGUAAUGGACAACUCGGGCGUUAGGGUGUACUACACCGAAGAUUUGCGCCCCAACGACGCGGGCAUUAUGGCCGUAGGCAUGGCAGUGUCGCCGAUGCACAUCGUACCACCUAAGCAAUUUGCUUACAAGACAGCUAGUCUUUGUGACAAAGACUGCACAAACGUCAUAUUCCCGGAAAGAGGCAUAAAAAUCACGUCCGUCCUAUUACACGCCCACCUGGCUUCCAGGCAGCUCAAACUCCGGCACGUUCGGCACGACCAGGAAAUGGCUACCAUCGCACAGGACGAUCGUUACGACUACGAUUACCAACAGGCGAGAGAACUGUCUAAUGAAGUGACUGUGUAUCCCGGUGAUGAACUAAUCACAGAGUGCGUCUAUAAUACAGUCGAUCGUCCGCAGUUAACGCACGGUGGUUAUUCGACCAAACAAGAGAUGUGCAUAGCAUUUGUCACUUACUACCCGCGUACGCCACUGGCGAGCUGUUUUAGUAUGACGCCGGUACCGUUCUUUUUCGAAACAUUCGGCGUUCAACAGUUCUUGGACUACAACAUGGAGGGUGUUGAGAAAAUCUUCUUAAAACUAGCUGACAGCACAACUAAAAAUCCACCUUCUCAGACUACGACAACCACGACAACGACGACACCAACAUUAAAUAAUGUGAAAAUGUUGAAUGAACUCAACCAGGAGCACAUUGCAUACCUGAUGAAACCACCAUCGUUCACAAUCGACGACAGCAAAGAACAAAAUUUGUUUAGAGAUUUAGAAAUCAUGGAACCCGUCGAAUUCCAGAACAAAACGUUCCAACAGCAUUUAGAUAACUUGCCAUGGGAAGACAGCUUGUUGACCAAAAAUAUCGAAAGACGAUUGAUCAAUGGCAAACACAUGACGUUCUGUCGACUGCACAACGACACGUUAGCCUUGAUGAUGAAUACGUACUUGUUUCCAAACUUCACGGCGUACACUGAGCCAAAGACCUCAAAUGUUGCAUGCAUACCGUUAUCGAAUAAAUUCAAAAACUCUGCCUUGGCAGUACAAAGUUCCUUCAUAUUUAUUUUAUUAAGUAUCGCACUGAUUUUUGUAUAUUAGGAACAAAAAUAAUAAUUAUUAUUAUAUACCUACCUAUAUCACGAACCUCUCAUACACGUUGUGGUCGUAGAUUUAAGUAAAUUUUACCAAAGUCACUUUUUUGUUUAUAUUUUAUAAUUUUUUUUUUUUAUACAUAAACGUAUCAUUUUGAAUUUUGUAAAUAAUAUAUUAGUAUUUAUUUAUCGCGUCAAUGAUUUCCACAAUUCCUAAUCCGUUCAAUUGACAAACUUAUGACUACAAUGCGUCGUACUAUUGUAAUAUAUUAUACAACGUUAAUAAUCCAACAAUUGACCCAUUUAAAAAUACAGAAUUCUCUGUCUCUUUCUUCUCUAUAGGUACAUACCAACAUAGUCCAUGCUACUUCUCCAGAAAAAUAACCAAAAUAGUUUGAAAUUAAAAAUAAAAUAAAUUAUAAGAGUUUGAAU
Melanaphis sacchari is the source of this 2594-nucleotide messenger RNA. Its product is annotated as MOXD1 homolog 1-like. The record is from RefSeq and is a predicted model, not a curated record. Gene Ontology annotation, molecular function: dopamine beta-monooxygenase activity; copper ion binding. Gene Ontology annotation, cellular component: secretory granule membrane. Gene Ontology annotation, biological process: norepinephrine biosynthetic process; octopamine biosynthetic process; dopamine catabolic process. NCBI's taxonomy places the organism in Eukaryota, Metazoa, Arthropoda, Insecta, Hemiptera, Aphididae. The coding region runs from base 7 to 2169 and encodes 720 amino acids. The transcript is spliced from 10 exons.